AUGUCAAAUUAUAACAAUACACACAGAUUGCCCUCAGAAAGUUAUGGCGAUGUUAAAACAUCAAAAUUAAUUGUACCGACUUCAUUACCCCCUUAUUUAGUAAACUUAAUCUCAUUUGAAGAAUAUUUAGAAACUAUUCAUCAAAUAAAAGCCCUUAUAGAAAAUACACCAUCGAGUUUUUUAACAAAAAAUAUUAUUUCUGCUAGUAUAAUACUUCUUUGUUUUUUUAUACCUGUAGUAAUUUCACUUUGUGUUUUUGGUUCUACCAUUGGUAUUUAUGUAGGAGGAGCAGUUUCUAUUACAGUGUCUUCAUUGUUUAUAAUUCAAUCGAUAAGAAGGGGAAAAAAAAUGAAAGCAGAUCUCGAUAGUUAUCUUGAUGAAAUAAAUGCUAGAUAUUAUUCAAAAAGGUUCUCAUUUUUUUGUAAGCUUCAAGUUUAUGGAAGAGGAAGAAGUGCUUUUAUUGAAAAACAUAUUUUUGUUCGUAUCUAUCAUCCAGAUUUACCUUUACCCACUCCACCUCCACAAUAUUUAUCUUAUCAAAAUACUCAGCCAUCUCCCCAAAAUCUUCCAAGUGAUAAUUUUGAACCACAUGUUGAUGAAAAAACCCUUCUCAAAAAUUUUUAA
Molecule: messenger RNA, 624 nt
Organism: Dictyostelium purpureum
Lineage: Eukaryota; Evosea; Eumycetozoa; Dictyosteliales; Dictyosteliaceae
Exons: 2
Coding region: 1-624 (207 amino acids)
Source: RefSeq, a predicted model, not a curated record